ACAAUAUAAGAAAUCGUCUUUGCCUAUUGACUGUAAGCUUACUAUAAUUUAUAAAAUAACAAAUUUAUAGAUUUAUAGAUAGCUUAUACAAAUUUUAACAUGGCUUUAUGAAUAUUUUGAAUAAGUAUACAAAAAUGAAAUAAAGAAGUUAUAUUCUCUCUUAUCUUUUUAGUAUGCUUGGUUCGAGUCACUAUUGCUAUUGUGUUUUAACAUUUAAUUGUAUAAAACAAAAGAAGAGAAAAAACUCGUUAAAUAAUGAAUUAAGGCGAACAACAUAUUUUUUAAAUAUUGGUAUUUAUUUUUAUAGAUAGAGGAUGAGAGGCAAUUACUUGGUACAAUUAUAUAAAUAAGGCAUAUAUAAAUAAAUAUUAAAAAUAAUUCUUAUAAGAGUGGAAUAAAAUUAAGAAUUUUUCCAUUAUUUGCAAUAAGUAUAGAAGCAUUCUACGAAAUCUGAUAUCUCCUACUCUCUAAAGUUACAAAUUACACAGGUAUAUUUAUUCUUAUUUUUAUUGAUAGAAAAAAAUUAUAUAUUAAAUCAUUAUAACAAUCUUGCUGUUCCGCCGAACAGCAAUGAGAAAUAAAUUUGUAAUAAAUUAUGAAUGUGAAAAUUUUUAUAAAAAUAUUACAGCAAGUCCUGCCUCUCGCAUCUUCCCGCAAUCCUUUCGUCCUGAAAUUUUAUUCUCUCGGGUCGUCAGAGAACAUAGGCCUCGAUUGUCUCUAAGCGCGUUUACCGCGAGACUCGAUCGAAUCGGGGUCACAGCCGGUCACCGUCGAGCCCCCCGCUCCAUUGAAGGGAACGACGGAUUUGUCGAGCGUUUACUACGGCGCGCCCUACGAUUCGUCGUGGGAGCAACGAUCCCCAUUCACCGUAACGGACGCGCAUUGAUGACGCCAUGUUGAACCAUCGCUUCUGGUCGGAGAUCCUCGUGGAAAUCGUUCGCCGUGAAAUUCGACGCACGCGCUCGCGUGCUUACGCGUGAUAAGAUUAAUAAGAUCAUCGACGCAUACGAGAGAAUUGUUCGUAGUGCCGAGGGUAUUACCAGCAAUUACCAGUGGGCGGGUGAUCGAUCGCACGGUUGGCACCGUGGACCGUGGCACGUCGUCUCCCGGAGUGACUCUGACAGAUGGUAAACAAGCGAGCGACGCGAUAGUACGUCUGCGAACGUGGAGACAGAUCCUACGGACAAGUGGCAAGCUGGAAUCAAAAGAGGUCGUUUAGUGCCGUCAGUUCAAUUCACCAUCUCUCUGUCUCUCUUUUCCUCGCAUUCAGACGUCGAUCGCGAGCGUCAGCGAGCGUCGAGUGGGAUAUGUCCUUCGCUACCGCGGCCGUGGGACGUGUGAUCGCCGCGGUAAUUAGCGAGAAACUGCUGCUGUAAUUGCGGAUUCCGCGACGUGUACGGGCGCUGCCCAUCCGCUGCCUCCUCUCCUUUGCUAACCUUCCCGAGCAAGCGACGCGAGCCGUGAACAUGGGGAACAUGUGCAACGAUUGCAUGGCCAGAGUGCCGUAUGCAACUCUCAUCGCAACCAUCAUGUGUUGCCUGGGAGUUGGAAUCUUCUGCGGAACUAUGUACAGAGGUGCGACGCUGUGUGCUCUUAUGAUGGAUCAGGUGUUUCAUCUACGUCUUGGGUGGUUGGAAGCGGUGCAGCUAGUGUUUGCAUCAAUUGGCGCUUGCAUGGCAGCUUUAGGAUUCAUGAUUUUGUGCGUUGGUUGUCUCGCAACUGGUGCUACAAGGCACAAAGUCUACCGUGCAUGGAGAUCCCGAGUGGGUGGACGCAUCUCCUGUGCUGUUUUUAUGACUAUCAUCUACAUCCUGCAAAUAGCUUGGCUUCUAAUAUUUGCAUUCCUAGUUAUUACUACACUGAUAUUCACCAUAUUUUGGAAUAUGUGCAGCAAUCCACGUGUUCAAUCUCUUGACGACUGCAUUGACUUUACUCAAUUUGGUUUCAUGUUUCCAAACAAUACACGGAUAGAGGAUAUGAAAGUGUGCGGACCACAGGAAGUCAAGCUGUUUUGUAAAGAUUUUGUAGAGAAGGCUGAGGUGAUGUUUAUCCUGGCAACUGCAGCGAGCUUGCUCGUGAUUCUAAGCUUGAUACACUACCUGAUGUGCUUAUCCGCUAACUACGCGCACAUACGAGAUCACGAAAAGUUUCAAGAGCUGCAGGAGCUGCAGUAUCUACAGGAUGCGACCGAUCCAGAUUCCCCUCAACCAGGAAUGGGCACACUUGGCUCUCAUCGCGGUAAAGACAGGUUCUAGGACACGGCCCGCGAGAUCUUCACUAUGAACCCCCUGUAAGGAGGCCUCAUCCACACUUGUCCACGUAGGUCGUCCUUACGUCCGAUUGGAUAUCUCUUCCGGAUAUCACUUCCUCUUCUCUAUGUACCUAAUUCGGUAUUCUGCUCAUCGCGGUGUGUCUGUCGCCGUCACGGUAGUCUACUGAUUCGAGGAUCUUGCGGGAAUCAACUCUAUGCCGUCCAUUUUAUCUUCGACUGUAAUCAUAUGUAAGCAUUUCUUAUGUAAAAAAGAUGUUUAUUGACACACAUACCGAUUUUGACGCACGUGAGAUUUCGUUGGAGAUUUUUAUCUCCAUCACGCUCGAUCCAAAUCGAGAUCGUUCGCGGAAUUUCGAUCUACAGAGCGUAAAUUGUACGCGACGAUAUCAUUCCAUAAAUUCGUACUCGUAAGAAAAGUCUUUGUAUUUGAAACGUAGCCAACGUGUAUGUUUGAAUUGUGCGUGAUUUUAACGCACAGAUUUUUACUUGGAAGUAUUGUUGUAUUUCACUUUUCAAUGUACGCACACGCGCACGCUGUAUUGUGCGUAAUAAUAUUAUAUGCAAGUGUUCACGACUUUAGAUCAUUUGCCGGUCUAAUCUUUCGGUAUUAGGGCUCUAAUUUUCGAACGAUAAGUACUGCGUACUAUAUCUUCAGUACUGAGAUUUUUUUUAUACGAAAGAGAUUUCUUUUAUAUAUAAUAUAUACAUAUAUAUGUUUACACACAUGCUAGGCUACUAAGCAUAUAUUUUCGUUACAUUACGAAUUUUUAAAGCACACUGGGAAAAUUAUAUUAGAUUAAUAGACAAUUAUUAAUUAGGAUAUAAAAAGAAAACAACGACUGCAUAUACAUUGCAAUUGUUAAAAUAUGAUUGUUAAUCGAAUUUUUGUUGAAUAUUUUCCCAGCAUGCUUAAUAAGAAAUAUUCAUGUCGUUUGUGCAAUUGUAAGAGAAAAGUUCAUCUUUCAUAUUAAGCCUUUUAUGGAAAUGUUACAGGAAAUGUAACAUUGCAUAUAAAAGACUAUCCAUAUAUUCGUAGAGUCUCUCUUUAUUACUUUCGUAUACGUAUAAUAUCAACUUGUUGUGAAAAGAGCAAUAUAUUUUUCCGAAUAGUAAGAGUCCCGCUAUAUCAAAUAUUAGUAAAGGGAACGGAAGUUAUACAUUCUUCUAUGCACGUUAUUUGUGCCAAAGUAGAAAAAAAAUGAAUUUUUGCUCUGAACAAAGAUCUAUGUCUUAUACAACACGUUGAGGCACAAAAAUAAAACAAUAUACGUACAAUCACGAGGUUCUACUCGUCACAUAUUAUUACUUGCUCAAAUAAUUUGACAAUGACCGCUGAUUUUCUUAACGUGUGCGAUUACCGGGUGGAAAACCUUGUAUGUCCCGCAACUUAAAUUAGAAAUACGAUUUUUUACCUACGGUAAUUUUAGAAUAUUUUUUUUUAUUAUACACACGUGAUGAGUAAAAUUAUACACAUAUCAAAUGACAAUUUGAAUAUAUAAGGAGCUGUAAAAGGUUUGUAUACAAUAGAGAAGAAUAAAACGGCACGCAGUAUAUAUUUUGUUUUUAAGAAGAAAUCUGAUAUAUUGCGCUGUAAAAUCUACGUGCCGUGUUUUCAUUCAAAAGUAACUACGAUGUAUAUUCUAUUAUAUUAAUGAAUAAAAAAAUAUUUCCCUCUUA
Molecule: messenger RNA, 3949 nt
Organism: Monomorium pharaonis (pharaoh ant)
Lineage: Eukaryota; Metazoa; Arthropoda; Insecta; Hymenoptera; Formicidae
Gene: M6
Product: neuronal membrane glycoprotein M6-a
Exons: 5
Coding region: 1467-2255 (262 amino acids)
Biological process (GO): neuron projection development
Cellular component (GO): plasma membrane
Source: RefSeq, a predicted model, not a curated record